AUGGCGUUUGCAGCAUACACACCCAAGGCGCGAGUCCAGAAGCCCGCGCCCGAUUUCUCCGGCACCGCCGUCGUAGAUGGGACUUUUGAAGGCAACCUCACACAAUACACAUCCUCGAAGCAAUGGCUCGUCCUCGGCUUCGUGCCCAUGGCCUGGACCUUUGUGUGCCCCACCGAAAUCAUCGCCUUCUCUGAGCGCGCAAAGGACUUUGAAGCUCGCGGCGCCCGCGUCGUCUUCGCCUCCACAGACUCGGAAUACUCCCUCCUCGCAUGGACAAACGCCAGCAAACGCGACGGCGGGCUCGGCAAGAUCGACAUCCCGCUGCUGAGCGACAAAAACCACCAGCUGAGCAAAGACUACGGCGUGCUGAUCGAGGAAGAGGGAAUCGCGUUGAGGGGAUUAUUCGUCAUCGAUCCUAAUGGUAUCGUGCGACAGAUCACCAUCAACGACCUCCCCGUCGGCCGCUCCGUAGACGAAACCCUCCGUCUCAUCGACGCAUUCCAGUUCACGGAUAAAUACGGCGAGGUGUGCCCCGCCAACUGGAAUCCCGGCGAGGCCACCAUCAAAGCCACGCCAGAAGGCAACAAGGCGUAUUUGCAGAAACUGCACUCCGAUACCCAGAUGGGAGACGCGGCUACGAAUGGGACGAAAUAAGUUUUGUUCUGGAGACCGGGUAUAUUAGAUCGCUGAGGGUUCGUGGGUGGAGAGGGAGGGUAGAAUGAUUGAGGGUAUGUGCGGAUUCGGGGGAGGUGGAAGAAUGAGUAGAACGAGUGUAAAGUGUUACUUUUUUUUUGUACGUUGUAUCAAGUAUGUAGAUAACAAAUUUCAUGUUAAACGUGUAUGUCUUCCUCCCCCUUCUCAUUCUUACUUUGGGUAUCGGCAUCCAUUCGCGGGCAGUAGCAUGCGUCAACCUUUGUAUGCUCCUCAAAACACCUCUUCUCCAUGCUACACCUGAGUACCGUAU
Molecule: messenger RNA, 964 nt
Organism: Periconia digitata
Lineage: Eukaryota; Fungi; Ascomycota; Dothideomycetes; Pleosporales; Periconiaceae
Source: the annotation of a GenBank genome assembly